Molecule: messenger RNA, 459 nt
Organism: Plasmodium reichenowi
Lineage: Eukaryota; Apicomplexa; Aconoidasida; Haemosporida; Plasmodiidae
Product: CCAAT-binding transcription factor, putative
Exons: 1
Coding region: 1-459 (152 amino acids)
Biological process (GO): DNA damage response; leading strand elongation; heterochromatin formation
Cellular component (GO): epsilon DNA polymerase complex; CHRAC
Molecular function (GO): chromatin DNA binding; protein heterodimerization activity
Source: RefSeq, a predicted model, not a curated record
AUGGAAAACCAAAACAAUGAAGAACAAACUAAUAAGAUUAAAGAAACUUUAUUUGGUCUUUCCACAGGUAUUAUUCAAAAAGCUAUAAAUAAUAAUGUUGAUUUAAGAAAUUAUCGAAUGAGAAAAGAAGCACUCGAGACACUAGGGAAAUGUUUGUCUAUGUUUAUAUUAUAUAUAACUGAUGGAGCUAUGGAAUAUUGUGAAAAUGAAAAAAGAUCUACCAUACUGGUCAGAGAUAUUUUAAAUUCUUUAGAUGAUUCUUUAUUUCUAGAUAUACAUGAUGAAUUGAAAAGACAGCUAACUAUUCAAGAAGAAAAUAAUAAAACGGAAAUAUCAAAAGUAUCAGAAAAUGUACAAGCUCAAUAUGCUUCAAACAAUGAACUUAAUAAUAAUCAAAAGGAAGGGAAGCCCAAAAAUAAAGAUGAUGAUUUUGAUAUAUUGUUACAAGCUCUAGAAUAA